AUCAAAUACAGUAUACACAUUUGGUAGGGUGUAUCGAUAGAACAUGCAAUGUUUCUAAGAAGUGCUUUUCUCUACUGUAAUAAAGCAUGUGGAAGAACACCCUAAGGUGAAAGCUGACAAAGAGACUGUGAUUCUGGUACAAGUCAUGCUUUGCGAAGGCAGAUUGUUGAGCAUGACCUAUGGUGAGUUGGAGGAGCUGGAUCCCCUUCCUCCUAAGAAAGCUCCCCAGAGUGCUUAUGGGCUGCAGAGAGCAGCUGCUACCCUGGUGCCAGGCUCCAUCAGACACACUCCACUCGUUCAUCACAAUUCCCCCGAGCUGACAGGUUGUACGGACGACAGGAGCAAUUCAGUGGAGUUGUACAAUUCUCCGCUGCAGUUCUUGGAUCUCCAUGGAGCCCAAACAAGCAGACAAAUCUCUCCGGAGAUAGAGAUCCCAGCUCAGGCUCACUCAGUUGGUGAUGCCCCUUUCUUGGUUCCCUCCUUUUGUCAGAGCAUCUGCUUUAAUUACAGCGACCUCCAUAUUGGAGGCGACCAGGUGCUGCCUCUCUCAACCAAUGAUGGUGAGCUCCGGCUCGGUACCGACGCCCAGGCAGUAGGCCCUUUCCUCCAUUCCUGUGAUGUCCCCUCAGCAGUGGAGGAUUCUCUCCCAGGACAGACAUCUCAGGGUGGACUUUUGCAUCCACUGAGGGGGAGUUCAAAUCGCUGGAGACUGGGGAGUGCCCGUGAUCGGAGCUUUUUGCUCCAGGGGCGUGAAGGUCCAUUCUCCAACUCUCUUCUAAAUCACUAUCUGGAGCAGAAACUCUUGGAUUUAUACCAGCAAUACAUGAUGGAGAACAUGGCCAGGCAAGGGGCCCCUGGUUCAGAUUCAGACCAAGGCCCCAUUUGCCCUCUGCUGGGCUCAGAGCUGGUCCUGACCAGCCUAGACCAGAUCACUCUGCAGCUGAGUCGGGAGGGGAACCUGGAGGCCGGCCUGGCCAAAGACAUGGUCCUCAGCUGCCUGCUGCGAGUGGCUGGUGACAUGCAGCCAAGUGAGAUCAGCACUCCCUUUCUACAAAUUUCAAAUGAGGCAUCCAGGGAGCAGCUCACAGAGAAUAAAGAGGAGCAACGCCAGUGUCAAGAAACUCACUCAUCCAAUUCUCCCUCUCAUUUUAGUUUUCUUUCCAAAUAAGAUGAAACUGAUAAACUGUUUUUCUUUUAUAAGCUGUGGAGAGUAGGGCUGUGCAAUUAAUCAAAAUUUAAUCGUGAUUAUGAUUUUGG
Messenger RNA from Perca fluviatilis (European perch), 1257 nucleotides. Its product is annotated as TLR adapter interacting with SLC15A4 on the lysosome. The record is from RefSeq and is a predicted model, not a curated record. Gene Ontology annotation, biological process: regulation of toll-like receptor signaling pathway. The transcript has 2 exons. NCBI's taxonomy places the organism in Eukaryota, Metazoa, Chordata, Actinopteri, Perciformes, Percidae. Bases 146 to 1168 code for a protein of 340 amino acids.